Aplysia californica (California sea hare) is the source of this 4699-nucleotide messenger RNA. RefSeq lists its product as uncharacterized. The record is from RefSeq and is a predicted model, not a curated record. Gene Ontology annotation, biological process: G protein-coupled receptor signaling pathway. The transcript is spliced from 2 exons. The coding region runs from base 1 to 4428 and encodes 1475 amino acids. Gene Ontology annotation, molecular function: G protein-coupled receptor activity; protein binding. NCBI's taxonomy places the organism in Eukaryota, Metazoa, Mollusca, Gastropoda, Aplysiida, Aplysiidae. Gene Ontology annotation, cellular component: membrane.
AUGUUUGACCGUGUGACUGUGAAAGGAGGGAUACAAAGUUAUAGACCUGUCAGAAAUACUCCUGGUGGAGGUAAUUCGGGACCAACAUCUAACACGUCCGUGAUCUUUGCGAGCCGUGUGACAUCAGAGCGGUCACUCGCUGCAACAUCUGCCUGGCUAAACAGGAAUCUGCCUCAAGCCGAGAAGAAGAGAAGCAAAAGAUCAUUCUCAACCAAGACCAGUGUUUCCAAAAAGUGCAUGGUUGACCACGACAACAGCACUGGUUUCAUCUACAACGGAGUUGAACGUUCCUACCUCGCCUCUUAUGAUCGUUGGGUUGAUGGCUAUAUCGAAUUUUACGUUAGAGUAGACCGUUUGUGCGGUUCCGACGCAGGACUCGUUGUCCAAGCGGAGGACGGAAUCCUUAACUUCCAGACCCCGUGUUGUGCCACGAAAUGUGAUUUUGUGAUGGAAAUUCUAUCUCCUCCUGGAAAAGACAUGUUAAUCGAAUUUCUUGAAUUCAAUAUACCAUCCACUUCUCUCGUCGAGGCAGAUGGGACUCUUAAUUGCAAAGAUGCUUUCGUGUCUUUUCCUAACGAGCUGUUAGAGUUCUGCGGUGAUAUGACGCCCAAACCUUUUCGAGCAGUCCCUUCCAAUGGGCGCUCGGUGGAGAUAAAAGUUCAGACUGGCACACGUCUCUGGUGCGACGACAACUUGUCUUUCUCGCUGAAAUAUCGAACGUGUGAGCCCAUGAGGCAGGGGGUAGAGGCAGACAAGUGCUGGUCUCAACAUACAGUUUUCCAAGAAGUUCAGACUGGGUUCAUCACAUCUCGAGGAUACAGGGACGAUGGAAGUGCUGGCGCUGCGUGUGAAUGGCAGAUCCAGGUGUCAAACGACAGUAUUCUUCAGUUGUCAUUUGACGUGGAUCAAGAUGGUAGCAGUAUACAAUCCUUAACGAUUUCAACAACGGGACGGCGCUCUGACAUAGAGGGGAGCGACAGUUUGGAAGUAGUUUUUCCUUGGGACGAGCGUCGUGUACAGAAUGGACAUCUCCUUACCCUUCCCAGCAACAGUGCGAGAGUUGUGUUUCGUUCAGACAUUGGAAUUGCAACUGACCUCGGCUUCAAGAUAACAUACAAAGCUGUAAGUAAAGAUGCAUACAUCCCAAUACUGAAGGGAUUCACACUAAAUUGCACGGGAAACGAGCACUCAAUUCCACAAAGCAUGCUUUGUGACUACCAUGCCGACUGUGUGGGGAGGGAGGACGAGAGAAACUGCUCUUACGUCAAUGAGACUUCCUGUCCGGGAGGUUACGUCUUUGGCUCAAGCUGUUACUAUCUCCGGCGUGUAUCUAGGCGUCAGCGAAUGACGUGGCAGAAAGCAGAGGACCUGUGCGUGCAUGAGUAUAACGGCCAUUUAGUCACGCCAAACUCACAAGAAGAGCUGGCUAUGCUUUCGGAAUUGGUUGCUGCGAACUUCUCCUUUUGGAGAGCCUGGUAUCUAGGCAUCCGUCAGAUCACCUUAGAUGAGGAUCCUGUGUACGGCAAACUGUACCAGGGAGUGGAUGGAACCACCAUCUUUAAUGGGUUCAACAAGCACUUUGGCUCAGAUGUCCCUGUAUGCACUGUGUGGGAUUUCACCAAAAACCAAAGGGAAAUGUUCAACAUGCCGUGCAACUCAAUUUGGCUAGGAAUCUCCUUCUUCGGCCAUUCGUUCUCUAUAGAGAAAGUCCAUAUCGUUUGUGAGGUGAAGAACAAUAUACAGGAAACACAUCCCAUAGCAUCACCAUCGAGUUCAGUCUGGACAGACAAGAUUGAAACGUUUCAAUGCGUGAGAAGUGAGGAAAGAAUAUUUUUAUCCAGACAAUGCGACAGGAUUGUUGACUGUUUUGACGGAAGUGACGAAGAGGACUGUCCUGAUCAGACUGAAGCGCCACCUGGCUAUUUUAGCUGCAAGUCAGGAAGUCUUCUCUGGUACUCGCACGUCUGUGACGGAAUCAAGGACUGCCCGGAGGAAUCUGACGAGGAGUUCUGUCUCCCCGUGCCGGAUGACGAUCCCAGCAUGGCGGUGUGCACCAAUGGAAUACCGGUGCCGUCAUCGGCUUGGUGUGACGCGAGAUUCGACUGUCUGGACGGUUCUGACGAACAGUUCUGCCGAUCCUGCCAGGGCGGGGCAGUCCUGUGUCCGUCUGUAGGGUGCAUGCCGCCUCACUGGGUCGAUGAUGACGCUCUAGACUGCCCCAUCAAGGACACGAAGGGUCGGUGGAUCGCAGAGCCCAGGUUUAUCCAGCACACAACUCCCGUACAGCCGCCGCCUGGUGUUGUCCAGCCUGACGGUUACGGGAAAGUGACCAUCCAGUCGUUGAGUGAUAGACAACCGUGUCCGCCAACUCACGCCCAGUGCCCCAACGGUUACUGUAUCCCUAUCUACAUGUUGUGUAACGGCCACAAAGAUUGCCCAGAGGGAGAAGACGAGCUGACUGAGACAUGCCAGUCUUUCUGUAAAGGUCGCUACAAAUGCCACAAGACGUCCAUCUGUUUACCCGACGUAUACGUGUGUGAUGGGUGGUUCCACUGUCCAUUUCAAGACGACGAGGCUUUUUGUGGUAACAACGAUACAUGUCCCCACGGCUGUAUGUGCUCAGGGAAAGAAAUGAACUGCCACACAGUUUCUCCAUUCCCUGAUAUAGGUCGUGUGAAACGACUGAAUAUCUCUAACACCGUUGUGCAUGACAUCUCUGUCAUCAACCCAAACCACCACCUAAUCGCUUUAAUUGCUCGGAACUGCCAUCUACACCAGCUGGUAAGACUAAAUAUGGUAAACCUAUACAUGUUAGACUUAAGCGAUAAUCUCUUGGAGCUUAUAGAUUUGCAAACGUUUGAAAAGGCCUCCAACCUACGACAGCUAUCUCUGGCUAGAAAUAACUUAGCUGAAGUGGAUUUACAAUCUGUCAGAUUGUUGGUAAAUCUGGAGAAGCUGGAUGUUUCUGGAAACCCUUUUGUGAGAUUACGAUCGUCUUUUUUAACGGGCUGCCAGAAACUGAAAGUGUUACUCCUGGAGGAUAUGGGCAUCACAAACGUAGACUUGGCAGCGUUUGCUGGACUCUCGGAGCUACAGGAGCUGUCUAUGAGAGGAAACCCCAUCGUGAAAUUCGAGGAAACUAUCUUGUCCAGUCUGCCUCGUCUGUCUCUGCUGGAAACUGACAACUAUAGGCUUUGUUGUGCCAGCAUCAUCCCAGACUCGCUGUCCUUGGGAACGUGUGAAGCUCCAACAGAUGAGAUCUCUUCUUGUGAGGACAUCCUCCGCACGCCCUUCUUCCGAGCAUUCCUGUGGCUCAUGGCAAGUUUGACAGUCUGUGGGAACAGCGCUGUUCUCGUCUACAAGUUCUGUGUAGAACAUAGGCCCUCCCAUUUGGGCUACAACACGUUCAUCACCAGCCUCAGUGCCUCCGAUCUUCUCAUGGGCAUUUACUUAGCCAUCGUGGGAACAGCCGACCACCUGUUCAGAGGCCGCUACUUGGUGGAAGCAGACAACUGGAAAAACUCCAGCUACUGUUCCUUAGCCGGAUUUCUUUGCUUAAUGUCCAGCGAGAUUUCGGCCAUCACAAUCUGUCUGGUCACUCUGGACCGCUACUUAGCCCUGGCGUUCCCACUGACCAAUGUCAACAUGACCCAAAAGAAGGCUCGGCUGGUCGUGAUGGUCACCUGGAUGACCGGUUUUAUGUGUGCUGGCGUGCCUCUAUUACCCCCAUUGUCUCACUGGGACUUCUACUCCCAGAAUGCCGUAUGUGUUCCUCUGCCCAUCACCCGCGCCAGUUUCCCCGGCACAGACUACGCCUUUGCUGUCUUCAUCGUCUUCAACUUGGUCAUGUUUCUCAGCAUCGCUCUUGGCCAGGUGCUCAUUUUCCGGGCGGUUAGAGCCAGCAGUCAGAAGUUCAAGAACUCUCUAUCUGGCCGAAGAGAACAAGACGCUGCCAUCGCUAAGAAACUGGCUCUGGUUGUCGUAACGGAUUUCCUAUGCUGGUUUCCAAUUGGAGUCAUGGGUCUCCUGUCCAAGGUAGGAGUUCCAAUUCCAGGACAAGCGAAUGUGGUCUCUAUCAUCUUUAUCCUGCCGCUGAACUCAGCUCUUAACCCCUACCUGUACAGUGUGACGACCAUCAGACAGAAACUGAAAAAACGCAAGAAGGAACAGACGCGGAGAGGAAGCGGCCUCGGAACCACCACUACGAGCAAAGAUAGACGCACAACAGGAAGUUCUAGUCAGGGUACACAAUCCGAAUCUAGCAAAGUUAGAUCUUCUAUGACUCGUUCUCGGGAUACCGGUCCAAAUACCGCCUCGAAAUGUCUCGACAAGUUGCGAGUCUGUUUGAAGAGCGGGGAUAUCUCGGCUGCCACUGUGAAAAAGAUCCUAUUUCGAUUUCAAAUGAGCAGUACUCAAACUCUUCAGUAAUACCUUCAACAGGGAAGAAGACAAAUUUACUCUAGUGCUUGGAUUUUUAAAAAAGGAGCUGACACGCGAACAUAGUUAUGAGAAAAUGUCAAAUAUAUUCAUAAUAUUGUUUAAAUAAAAUAGUAGCAAAGAUAGUAAAUUCUUUUUCUUUUUUAAACAAUUUUAUUUGCGAAAAGAAAUGCCUUCAAAACGAUUUAUUAUCCCUGACGGCUACCUCUUAUCGAGAAGAAAACUGGUUGCCUUGGACAGGCAGAUGUCUUGCACGAUGUAA